Messenger RNA from Rhizopus microsporus ATCC 52813, 783 nucleotides. Its product is annotated as chromo-domain-containing protein. Gene Ontology annotation, biological process: chromatin organization; negative regulation of transcription by RNA polymerase II. Gene Ontology annotation, molecular function: chromatin binding. The record is from RefSeq and is a predicted model, not a curated record. The coding region runs from base 1 to 783 and encodes 260 amino acids. Gene Ontology annotation, cellular component: pericentric heterochromatin; nucleus. Lineage: Eukaryota; Fungi; Mucoromycota; Mucoromycetes; Mucorales; Rhizopodaceae. The transcript has 4 exons.
AUGUCUUCUGAAGAAUAUGAAGUAGAAAAGAUAUUAGAUCAUAAAGUGAUAAAGAGAGGAAAGAAAGUGACAUUUAAAUACUUGAUCAAAUGGCUAAAUUACGACGAAAGCGACAACACUUGGGAAAGAGAAGCAAACAUAUUUGCUACAGAUUUGAUUGUUCAAUAUUGGAAUACCGUUCCUGAUCAUAAUCCUGACAAAAAACUUCAUCAAAGUCUCACAGGUCAAUCAAGCACAGAAAAUCACAAAGUAGCUUCAGUGCCAGUGAAUGUGCCGAGAGUCAUUGCUGAGGAAUCUACUGAUGAUGAAGAAAACGGGUUGGAAACAAGAGAACAGUCAAUGAUAAGGGUUAGAGAGGGCACAACAGAAGGGUUGGAUGAUGAUGUUGCACCAAAGACAAAGAGAAUUAGAUUGCUUGUCAACAAUAAUAACGUAGAUACUUCUAGCUUUUAUAACGUUGAAGUCGAUAGUAGUACUAGUACAUCUACAAGCUUAUACAGCGUUGGAGCCGGUAGUAGUAGUAUCAUGGAAGGAGAGGAUGAUGAUAAAAGUGACGAUGAUAUUAUAUUCAAUGAAACCUUUGCCGUAGAUAUAGAUGAUUGGCAAAAGGCAGCAAAAAAAGUAGAAUACAUUGGCAGAGAAGUAGAAGGCAGCCCAAUGUUUUGUAUAGUGAAAUGGCAAAAUGGUGUUCGAUCUAUGCAUCCUUUACAAGUUGUUAGAGAGAGGUGUCCACAGCUACUUAUCGAUGCAUUCGUCGACAUCAUUGACAAUAAAAAGAAAUAA